AUGAAGCUACCGCUCGAGCUCCUCCUCUGCAUAGCGAAUGCGCUCGCAGCACCCCUCGCCCCGCGCUCCGCAACACUGCCACACCUCCACGGCCUCACGCCCCUAUCGCACGACCUCUCCACAACCAACUCGCGCCACCCGGAGAAAUACUUCCACGAAUCCUUCUACCACCCACACUACGAUGGCCGCUUCGCCGCCUCGGUGCUGCCCCGCCCGACGCGCGCCUUCCACAUGCGCCUCCUGCUGCGGUCGUACGUGCACGCGAUGCGGCGGGCGGGCGUGCGCACGUGGAUCAUGCACGGGAGUCUGCUGGGAUGGUGGUGGAACGGGUCCAUGUUCCCGUGGGACAGCGAUUUGGACUUCUGCGUCGAGGAGGGCGGGAUGCACGAGCUGGGGAGCUGGUGGAACAUGACAGUCCACCCCUUCACCGCUGCGGAGCUAGGGCUGCGCGAAGGCACCUCAGACCCGUAUGCUCGCCACCACCGGACUCGGGCCGGCGGUAGCACGACGCAGCAUCAGAUGGACGGGGGGGAGGGAGAAGACGUGCAAAAGCCCGACGACCUGGCGGACGGCGUGUGGACCACGGUGCUGCAGCAGGGGAAAAAGUACUUACUCGAAGUCAACCCACACUACACCGACGCCUCGACAUCAGACAAACACAACGUCAUAGACGCCCGCUGGAUCGACACUUCCACUGGCCUGUUCAUCGACAUCACCACCAUCCACCCCGUCCCCUCGUCCAUCCAACCCUCCACCCAGCACCACAUCUCCCUUUCCCCCGGCGCCGCAACGCCAGCCGCGCGUUCGCAGCCCCCGACCGACAUGUACACCAAGGACACGCACUUGUACUCGACAGCCAGCCUCUUCCCGCUGCGCCGCAGCGUCUUCGAAGGCGCGCCUGUGUUUGUGCCGUACGCGUACGAGACGCUGCUGCGGGAAGAGUACGGCCCGCGCGCGCUGACCGAGACGUGGUACAACAGCUAUGAGUUUCAGCGGGAGACGAGGGAGUGGGUCGUUGCGCCCGAUGUGAGUAGUGCGAAUAGGCCGAGUGGGGGGAGGGGGAGAGGGGAUCGUGAGGAUGCGGCGGGGCGGUUUGGGAAGGUGGGGAAGCACAGGGAGAUGAUGGGCGAUAAGCAGUGA
Molecule: messenger RNA, 1140 nt
Organism: Ascochyta rabiei
Lineage: Eukaryota; Fungi; Ascomycota; Dothideomycetes; Pleosporales; Didymellaceae
Product: mannosyltransferase
Exons: 1
Coding region: 1-1140 (379 amino acids)
Source: RefSeq, a predicted model, not a curated record